Hyaena hyaena (striped hyena) is the source of this 9815-nucleotide messenger RNA. RefSeq names its product G-patch domain containing 2 like (gene GPATCH2L). Bases 99 to 1547 code for a protein of 482 amino acids. The record is from RefSeq and is a predicted model, not a curated record. The transcript is spliced from 11 exons. Lineage: Eukaryota; Metazoa; Chordata; Mammalia; Carnivora; Hyaenidae.
CAGACCGGAAAUGAGGUCAGAAAGGGAAACCCCGGCGGGGAGACUGGGCCCCAAAAGCGGCGGCCAUUGGAGGUGGCUGCUGCAGCUGAUGUGGCCUCAUGGAUGAGCUGGUGCAUGACUUAGCCUCAGCCUUGGAGCAGACGUCUGAGCAGAAUAAGCUUGGUGAGCUGUGGGAGGAGAUGGCCCUGAGCCCCCGGCAGCAGAGGCGGCAGCUUCGCAAAAGGAGAGGCCGGAAGCGCCGCUCAGACUUCACCCACCUGGCAGAGCAUACCUGCUGCUACAGUGAGGCCUCUGAGUCAAGUCUCGAUGAGCCCAUUAAGGAUUGUCGAGAAGUGGCCCCUGUUGCCAAUUUUAGUGACUCUGAUGACACGAUGGUAGCCAAACGGCACCCAGCUCUCAAUGCCAUUGUUAAGAGUAAGCAACACUCUUGGCAUGAAUCUGACUCCUUCACUGAGAACGCACCAUGUCGGCCCCUCCGGCGCCGGCGGAAAGUGAAGCGAGUGACCUCAGAGGUGGCUGCCAGCCUUCAGCAGAAGCUCAAGGUGUCAGAUUGGAGCUAUGAGAGAGGCUGCAGGUUCAAGUCUGCUAAGAAGCAGCGUCUGUCCCGCUGGAAGGAGAAUACUCCCUGGACCUCAUCAGGUCAUGGGUUGUGUGAAUCAGCAGAAAAUAGGACUUUCCUAAGCAAAACAGGAAGGAAAGAAAGGAUGGAGUGUGAAGCAGAUGAACAAAAACAGGGCUCUGAUGAGAACAUGUCAGAAUGUGACACUGGCAGUUUGUGUAGCAGCAGUGACACAGGGCUCUUCACCAACGAUGAAGGACGGCAAGGGGAUGAUGAGCAAAGCGAUUGGUUCUAUGAGGGAGAAUGUGUCCCAGGAUUCACUGUCCCUAACCUUCUGCCCAAGUGGGCUCCUGAUCAUUGCUCUGAAGUUGAAAGAAUGGAUUCUGGACUGGAUAAACUUUCUGAUUCCACAUUCCUUUUACCUUCUCGACCAGCUCAAAGAGGAUAUCAUGCUCGCUUGAACCGUCUGCCUGGAGCUGCAGCUCGAUGCCUCAGAAAGGGCCGAAGAAGGCUCGUUGGGAAGGAGACCAGCAUGAGUACUUUGGGUACUGAGAGGAUAGGCCACAUUAUUAGUGACCCUCGGCAGAAAGAAAAGAAUAAAGCAUUGGCUUCUGAUUUUCCUCACAUUUCUGCUUGUGCACAUGAGUUUAAUCCCCUCUCUCCCCUCUACUCCUUGGAUGUUCUUGCUGAUGCUUCUCACCGAAGAUGUUCACCAGCACACUGUUCUGCCAGACAGGCAAACAUACACUUGGGACCUCCAUGUUCAUGUGACAUCAAGAGGAAACGGAAACCUGUGGCCACAGCAUCUCUGUCUAGCCCAAAUGCAGUUCACGUGGAUGUAGUGGAGCCAACCACGCCAGCCUCACAGGUCCAGAAAUCUCCAAACCCUGAGUGGUUGGUCAGGACCUCUACCGCAGAGAAAGCCACUGACCCCGCUGCAGCUACGUUUUUUAAAAUGCCACCAGAAAAGAGCCCUGGAUACAGCUAGAGAGUGGGAGCAUACCCACCGGGAGCCGCUGGGUGUCGCGCAGUGCAUCCUAGAGGCCGUGUCGCAGAGCCUUGCGUCUUGCAAUUGACAUUCCCAGCCUUUUUACCACCAGGAUGACCCCUCUUCAGACAAAGCAGUGGACUCUUUCUCUUAGAAAAUCAUGUCGUGCAAAUCUGGUUUUAAGAAAAAAGAUUAGUAAAGUAGUGCAGCAGCAGUUUAAAAAAAAAAAAGGGUCAUCCUCUGCUAUUUGUUACAUUGCUGUUGUUGUCCCAACAGUUACCUGCAGCCCCGUUUACAGAGCUCUUGCUUUUUGCAGGUAUGUCUCUUUUCUUGAGAAACUAGUAACUGCUUUUGCAUACUUUUUGUUUAGAGCUUUUAAUACCGUUUGAGGAAGUCCCAAAUUGGUAACCAGUUCUAGACAGAUUGAAACACUGAGUUAAGACCGGCAUGUGGAAUUGUAUUUGCCAAGACCGGGUUUGCCUUUGAGCUUGGUCUUGAGUUCACUGAUCGUGCCAGUAAGCUAAUUCCAUCAAGUUCUCAUUUUGGAGCCUCAGACAAGAGACACCAGCGGCCUGGACAGUGGGAACUUCUUCCAGUUUUCUAAAUGGCCUAAUAGGACCUCCAGCAGCUGCAUUGUACUUGGCCUUAUUUCCAGAGUUGGUGUUCUCCUGCAAGAGGAUAUCUAUACCCAUGAUGUGAUGAAGAAAAUGGUUUAGUUGUUCAGCAGACUUAAAAUAGUCAGUGGAUUGUGUCUUAAUACUUCAUGUCACAGUGUAAGCUUUUAUGUACUAAAUGGGAAUUUUAUUGUUAGUUUAUAGGUCAAUAACCUGCAGCAGAAAUUCACACUCUAUUAUAAUAAUGGCUUCUUGGGGCCGUACUUUGGGGAGAAAAAUGUCUUUUUGACACGACUUUAUACUUGGCGUGUUUAUGACGGCUCAGCUGCAUGUGGAGUUAUGUAUACAGCCAUGCCUGGGGUUGGAUGCCGCUUUGUCAGAAUGAGGGAUAAGGGACUGCCUGGAGCUGCUAGGGAAAAGCUACCCUUUCUAAAAAAGUAUUAUCAAGAGUGUCUGUCAUUUAGAGGCCUGGUUGACAGAAGGGUUCUUUCCUUGUACGAACUGAGUACAUUUUCUCUGAAAUGCAUAGGAACUGUUCUCAGUGUGCCCACCGCUCUGGUAACAUUCCAGAGGCCAGCCCUGCACCUGGAUUUUUCGGCGCUUGAAUAGGUGCUGAGUGUCAGGACAGAGCUUCCUUCUUCUGAAACGCAGUUGUCCCUUUUGCUCACACAGAAUGUGAGGGUGGGAUGCUCUAUCAUGUUCCCUUUAAAAACUGUAGUCUUUAUCAGUGCCAAGUCCAGGACCUUCUUGUUGAUGGGUGGGUGUGAAUCUAGCUGGAAAGGAGGACUGGAAGGUAAUUUACAUAGCACUUUCUGUAAGACGGAAACAACAGGUCAGCUGUCUGUAACGAGGAGAUUAUGGGUGAGCGAGAGGCAUUAAAGCCAACGCAGCAUCUCUGGGGGCCUCCCCUGGGUCUCAUGUAGUCGUGAGUGUACCUCCCUUCCCUUGGGGCUGCAGCUGUGGCAAUAUAGGAAAUAAAGUGCCUGUCGAAUAUGAAAUGGCACCACCGAAUUGUUGUAGUGAUGAAGGUAGGUUGGAUUAUCCCGUGUGCAUUCUUACCUAGUCCCCAUUGUGUCCUGAGACAAAUCUCUAAUGUAAUUUGUUGGAUUUAAGGGAGAAAUCCAUGGACAUAAUUUUCUUUUCUUUGCACUAAGCUCUGGCUCUUGUAGAGAUGGGUGCUAUGAUCAUAGCCUGUUCAGACCUCCACAAUGCAGGUGGCAUUGUGGCCUAGCAGUUCUCCUUUCUCCCUGUGAUUACACAUAAUUUACAUAGACAACUGUAUUUACAUUGUAAACAUCUCUAGGAUGUAAGGGCAGGUGACUGCUGCCAUUUUUCAAACCAGAAUGGUAACAGUUUAGCAACUUGCCCAGAUAUCACAUAAGCCAAGACUAAAAUCCCCAAUUUUCAGACUUCCUCUGCCCUGGGCUAUAAUCUUUUUUUCAUAGACCUGAGUCCCUCUGAGAGCCAUAAUUUUGAAACCGUGUGUCAUGGAUGUUUAUCAUUGUUCUUGGGCACGCUUUUCUACAUAUUUUGAAUACAUUCAGUGGGAAUUACCCCCAAAUGCCAUAUCUACCUGUACGAAGUGGGGAAGAAAAUUAAUUGCCUAACAAAUAGCCAUGAAUACUUAGCAACACAGGGUUGUAAAUUGUGCUCCUCAUUUUAAGCUGCUGCAUAAGCAUGCUUACCAGAAUGAUUAACCCACUUUCUUUGCUUGUUCUCUGUAUGAAUCAAUUCCAGAGGAGUAACCUUAGAAUGGAGUGUUUUUUGAAUCUUAAAUUUUACAUUUCUUGUUUAUAUGGCAAAGUGUAUGAUGCCAUACACUGAGAAAAGUCUGUUACCUUUCAACAAAGGAUGUAAUUUCAAGAGCAGGUUUUGUAGUCUGUUGAAAAUACUCUCCUAGCAUCACUUCCUUUGAGGGUAGUGAUUGAGCUCACAUGCAUUUGAUCUGCUCAAAACUAGUAACUGAAGCCGAGUCCCAUACUUCUUCCUUAUUUCAGGAUUCUGAUUUUCCUAGCUGGCUACACAGCCUGCCUGUCUGAAUCCUAAGCUUCAAUAUUUUGCACAGUGGGUACAAGUCAAGACAUUACCCACUUGCAUGAACACCGUUCAUAAAAAUUAGUUUUGCUUAUGAAUUUAAAGGGAUUUGAGAUUUUUUUCAUUUUAAGGGAACAAGUUCAUUUGCAUUACCUCCUGUGUUACUUUUUGGUAAGAACUGUGCAGAAGGAAUUAGCUGUUUACAUGGUGCCAAAUUUAGGAGGGGCAGCGUGUGAUCUUUAUUGAGUGGUGUGUGCUUGAUAAAUAGGCACAUUUAACCUUGAAUUCUUUUGAAAUCAAAGGCAGUUGAAAAUACCAGACAGCAUUGUUUUGCUGGGCUGUGGAACAGGCUGCAAACAAGGCCAUUUUGGCAGCAAAGUGACCAAAAGCUGAAAUAAAACUUCUUAGUCUGUGAUGCUUAUGGCAUCCUUUGCUAAGUCCAGCUGCACACCGAGGACAGGUAUUGAAACUACUUAGGAAUCCCACCUAGAUGGCUCUGAUCUGUCCUUAUAUUGUGGAGUCAGAGACAGCCCAGACCACAGCAUGGGAGGUUCUGGAGCUGCAGAGGAGCAGAGCCACCACAGAGGUCACUUAGAGUGUCAGGAGGAAAGCGCUAGGUGGCAGUGUCCUUGCUGAUGUGAUGGCUUCUCCACUUUGGCUCCAAGGUUCCUGAUGAUGUUUGAUUCACUUCUGGUCUUCUAUUUUGACUUCGUUUUUGUGGUCAGAGCCACAUGCAUUUUGUUUCCCGAGGUGAAGACUAUGUAAAAAUCUCAGCAUUACAGGCCGUGUUCAGUGGUCUGAAGUCUAGUGAAAUUUAGCUGAGCUGGGGUGAGAACAGACUGGCUUACUCUAGCAGCUGUGGAUGCAGUCUAGCUGGGGGUGGGGUUUACAGGGUGUAUCAGGAUUCACGUGGUGGCCGGAGGGAUGGUGAAAGAUGCAGUUUGCUCUUGGUGUCAGCUGUUUCCUUUGUUAAUACUUGAGCCAUCUUACUUGUCAGUAUUUGGCGCUCAUCUCCCGCGCCAGCCAUGCCAGCUAGUGGAGUUACUGAUGGUGGUGGCAGUCAGGAUGGGCUCCUAUCCCAUCAAGAAACAGUACAGAGGUAGUUGGUGGGUUCUGUCAAUGCACUAAACUCAAGGUGGCCCAGAGAUGCUUUCACCUACAUUAAGAUCCCAAAAGAGAUGAAUGUCAAAUGCCUGGAAAAGCAACAUAGGAUAGAAACCAGCAAAAUGAGUGAUAUUGCUGAAGCGUAUAGAUUUGUAAGGUUUUUAACAAGCCCAGCAAAACAAACUUAGCCACUGCAAAUAGACAUGAUAAGCAGAUGGGAAAAUUGCCGAGGUUUUGGAAUAUAAACUUUUCAAGCUCAGUAUUGAAGAAUGAGGCAGAUCCUGAAGAUGUUCGCAGGGGAAAGCAAUCUUGGGAAGGCUCAGAAGAAGGCGUGACGAAGAGAAGGGGACAUGCUUCGAACAGAGGUGCUAGGGCCUCUAGACCGACAGCAGCAGGACGAUCCUGUCCCGACCACACCUACUGGAUCAUAAAUGGAGGGUCUGGGGCAGUCUUACAAGCCCUCCAGGGGACUCUGGGGUAGGCUACAUUUGCUUGCAAACCACAGGCUUUGCAUACUUAAAUGUUUUAAGAUGUUGGUGUCCCCCUAUGCUCUAAGGUGCACUUACAUUUCGCUCUAUAAGUAUAGACGUGUUUUAUAUAUGAUUCUUUGCAGAAAUUGUUAAUGUCUUUAUUUCCCAUACUUUUCCCCUGAAGCUCCUAAAAAAUCUCCUGGAAAUAUUGGGAAAGGAUGAUGUGGAGAAAAAUGUCAUCAAGGCCAUAUUUAGGUGGAUGGAAACAACUUUUAACGUGGGUUAAAUAACUGAAUUUUUAGUCCGUGUAUGAUAGUCAUUUUUUACAACAGACCGUAAAACAUUUGUGUAAGAUACUGCCAUCUAUGAUUUCAUAAUAUUUGCUCAUUACAUCUGGGAGAAUGUUGUGUAUUUUCCAGCAUAAUCAUGAUGAAGUCGUUAAAAUAUGGCUCACAAAAAUGAAAAUUGGAGGAAAAAAAGCACCCUGAGUACCUAGUGUUGUGUAAUAAAUACUUGAGUAAUUGGUGGUCUUUUGCUAGAACUUAAUCACACCCUCUUGUCUUUGUUUUAUGUUUCAGCGAUGCUACAGGGGUUGGUGACCAGCAGCAACAGCAUGUUCUGUAUUUUUUUGUUGUCUGACUCAUGGAUUCAGCAUUUCAGAAUAUGGUACCUUAAUUCUAAAGCUUUGAAAUGAAAUCAUGACCAUUUUUUUCUUUAGGUUUUAUUUGUAUGAAUUAGUUCCCUGGUGUCAUUUCCUCAGGUACCCAUGUCGUUCUGUGCCCAGGUGUGAUUUUAUAAAGGUGAUUAAGGGAGGACACGGAGAGGUCUGUGCCACUGAAAGAAAAGUUGAAUCUUAAGUUCCCCUAGAAACGAGGCAGGGCUUGCCAUGCAGGCCCACAGGUCGAAAGCCAGGUUUGGGUCAAGAGGCAGAAGACAGGAGCAAGCACUAGGUUUAGGCCAGAGCUUUUGUUGGGGUUUCCUCUAUGAAGACAAGGCAGGGCAGUGUGAACAGUUUGGAAGUGGCUAGUUUGAAUAAUUCUGGGGCCUUUGGACUAUAGUGUAGUCUCUGGUUGCCUGGUACCUGGCCCUUGGGGUGACUGCUUCCUGGAGUGGAAUUGGCCAGAUGGAGGGGGUAGGGCUCCUUCAGACCUGGUUAGUUUGCACAUCAAAAGUGUGCUGCUGGCAGAGUCCUUUGCUGUCUCUCUGAGAAUCAGCUAGCCCUGGGAGAGACAGUGUUUCCCUAGCCAGAAAGGGGUUUUAAUCUGUUAAAACAUUGUAAUCUACAGAAAAUAAAAAACAGGAUUAACACAUGUUUAAGCUGUUAAGUUCUCCUUUCAGUUUAAAACACCAUAUAAUUUUCCUUUUCCAUCUUGAAAGCCAGUUAAAAAUACCUCUGACCAAAAUGUUAGUGUUACUACAUACUAUCAAGGUAUGGGAAUAUAAAAAGAUUUUUAAGAUGUAGAUUAUGAAAAUUAAUGUUUUCUUUCUCUAGAAGUGAGUUCUGACCCUUGAAGAUCCCUCAUUCAAAUGUUUUUAAUUGAAAAAGAGAAAACAUCAGAGAACUUACAGACGGCCGUGGUGGCUUUGACUUAAAUCAACCUCUUUCAGUGUGUGCAGACCCUGCCUCUUGCCCCUCCCAGCGGGCCAUGUAUCUCUCCAUGAACAGUUGCCAUGAUUUUGCAGACUCCCAAAACCAUGGCGACGCUUCGAAUUGCUCUCAGUAUUCAUCCCACUCCUCUUGUCAGUAGCUAUUGCAAACCAAGGCCGUUUCAAACUCUUCUUACCCCCACCUUCUUUCCAGUUCAGCAGCUAAUCUCCCCCAUCCCGUAGCAGGUAACAGACCAUUAGGCAGGAAUCCCCCGUUGCACACCUUUCCUCACCUCCUUCUUGCAAGUGCCUGUCAUACCCAAGACAAAUCCCUUGUGCUCUAUGCCCUGGGUCCCUCUCCUUUGAUCAGACAGCUUGCUCAGUCUAACUAUAGCUUCUCACUCCUGUCACGGAGAGCUUUGCAUUUGAACAUGUUUUAAAGAUUCCCUCUUCAAACAAAAAUACCUUUCUCAACUCUUUGAACUCCUUGACUACCAAAAAUACUGCCCUCACUUGCACUUCCCAUUCAUUAAUUCUCAAUCCACGGAAGCAGUAGGUUUUAACCCUGGCUGCACAUUAAGACCACCUGGGGAAGAUUUUUUAAAAUUCUUAUUCCCCCAACUGAACCACAGAAAAAUCACUUCUGAAUGAGGAGGCAGGACAGACUUCAUUUCUUUUUAAAGCAAUGGUGCAGGUGGGGCUGAGAACCACCAUACCAAACCCUGGGCUGCUACACUCCCCACCAUUAAAAUUGUUUUUGCUGGGUUCACCAGUGAUUUCCAGGUGUCAAAACUCAGCCCUUCAGUUGGUCAUUAUGACAUCAUCCUGUACAACCACUUCCUUUUUGGAAUUCUCCCUGCUCUGACCCUGCUUUCUCCUGAUUUUCCCCCUGCUCUGCUUUCUCAGUCUCUACAGGUGGCAGGAUCAGUUGGUAGAUCAGUCCAACACAGACUGGAUGUCCCUGUCCUCCAAUAUUUCAGCUAACACCCGUGGGUAAUGUGCCCCUUUGCCAUACCAUCCAAUGCACUGACUUAAAGCACGGACUUGGAGUGAAGCAUUUGCAUUCAUUAAUAAUUGUUGUAGACUUACAGGGAAGCAUGCUCAAGGUCUCUGCUCCUUUGUUUCUCUUGUCCCACAUAGGUAGGAAGAUUUCUAAUCAUAUUUGUCAGAUUCUAAGAUUCAUCAGACCCCUAUUUACUCUUGGAGUUGCCAUUCAUGAAAAGCCAGGCUUGAAGUCUGGUCCCUCUUCUGCUUUCUCCUCUCCAGGGUCUUGGACCAGUAAGGAGGCCUGGGUCUACUUUCACGUACAAGGAGGCUUCCCCCAUCUAGUGCUCUCAGUUUUUUACUUUCUGCUUCUGGUAAGAGUUUAGUUUGGGCUUAGGGUGUGAGACAGACUCAUUUCCUCACUGAUUUUGACCUUUGAUACCAUGUUGGAUCUUGGGGUUUCAGGCUCUAACCCUACUAAUCAUAAAGUGGAACUUGAUUUUCUACUUUAUUACCAUCACGGCAUGCUGCCUCUGAGACUAUAUGUAGGAGUUCCACCCUCACCAGAAGGGAUCCUGUGUGUUCCUGGCUUCUUUGAAUCACUAGUUUCUGAUUCAAAAUCUGGGAUGAGGGAUCUGAUUAGUACUCAUGUGCCUAUCUAUCCUAGCUGCAGGAAGUGAGAAUGAGGUUAUCUGGAAUGUGUAGCUUUUGUAGGGGGUGGACGAAUUCCUCAAACAUAGGAGAGCAGUUCAUGCUGGACAGCUGAUAAGAAUAACAAAGGUCCACUUGGGCCAUUCAUUGUCCUAUUUACUGACUCAGCAAACAUGUAUUCAGCGCUCAGUAACCCAGUCAUCGUCAGGGAUCUUUUGGGGUAGGUGGCUGCUAUGAAGCAGGAUAUUCCCAGGGUCCUUAGAUAUACUCUGCUUGAAGCCAGUCUGACCCUUUCCAGAGCCCCUUAUAAUGAUGAAGAUAAUAAUAAUAAUGACUAGUUACUGAGUGAUUAUUCUAUGCCAGUUGUCAACAGCAUCUCAGUCUUCAACAACUCUAAGGUAGGUGAAUUUAUGUUAGUUUUAAAUGAAAUGAAAUAAUGCUUACAGUUAUAGAGUAACUUGCUCAAAGUCACAUAGUUAAUAUUCAAGCCAGCAUUCACACUGCAGGUCUUUUUGGUGCAUGACUUUCUGUUCCCAGCAACACUCUUUGCUGCCUCUUUUCACAAUAUAAAUGAACGGUUGGUGACCAUGUAUAUGUCAGAUAAGCUGUGUGCCACUGGUCCCGGGUCAUCGGACACUCUUUUACUCCAUUUACCUGUCGCUCCUGGUCAACAUGGUCAAAGCAACUGUGAAUGGGCUCACCUCAUCUCUGUGCCAACAUCAUUGAAAGAAGAUAGACGGUUUCCGUGGCAUCUUCUUAAAAUGACCUAUUUUUAUUUUUGGAAGCUACUAGAGCAAAAGUCAAUAAAAUCUUCGAAACCUGUG